UAACACCCGUGACCGUAAACGAGAUCCAACUGCUUGGACAUCAGUGAACCCGUCAAGUUUAACGAGUUUAAAGCGAUAUUUAUUGUUGUGAAAAGUUGCGCUGAAACCUGACAACAUGAUAUGAGCAUCGCUGGUCUGGACCAAAAUAAGAAUAAAAUGGGAUGUCUUGGUUUGAUAACAGCAUGUAAAGGCACGGCGCUUCUGUUUUGUGUCAUUCUUCAGGUUCUAAUUGCGGAGAACUCAACAAUUGACACCACCACAUCGCCCCCUGUAACCACAAGCGCUUUAUCAAAUGAAUCUCAAACAUCAAGUGCUACAACACUUGGCACCACCACAGCGCCCCCUGUCACGAGCACUUCUUCUCCAACAUCAACUGCUACAACAGUUGAAAGUACCACAGCGCACUCUGUCAAUACAAGCCCUUCUCCAACCGAGACUCCAACAUCAACUGCUACAACUAUUGAAAGUACCACAGCGCCCCCUGACACAAGCACUUCUUUACCAACAUCAACAGCUACAACAAUUGGCACCACUACAGCAACCCCUGUCAUUACAAGCGCCUCUUCAGCAUCUCAAACAUCAACUGCUACAACAGUUGAAAGUACCACAGCUCAAAUGUCAACUUCUGCAACACUUGGCACCACCACAGCAACCCCUGUCAUUACAAGCGCCUCUUCAGCAUCUCAAUCAUCAACUGCUACAACAGUUGAAAGUACCACAGCUCAAAUGUCAACUUCUGCAACACUUGGCACCACUACAGCAACCCCUGUCAUUACAAGCGCCUCUUCAGCAUCUCAAACAUCAACUGCUACAAUUGAAAGUACCACAGCUCAAAUGUCAACUUCUGCAACACUUGGCACCACCACAGCAACCCCUGUCAUUACAAGCGCCUCUUCAGCAUCUCAAACAUCAACUGCUACAACAGUUGAAAGUACCACAGCUCAAAUGUCAACUUCUGCAACAAUUGGCACCACUACAGCAACCCCUGUCAUUACAAGCGCCUCUUCAGCAUCUCAAACAUCAACUGCUACAACAGUUGAAAGUACCACAGCUCAAAUGUCAACUUCUGCAACACUUGGCACCACCACAGCAACCCCUGUCAUUACAAGCGCCUCUUCAGCAUCUCAAACAUCAACUGCUACAACAGUUGAAAGUACCACAGCUCAAAUGUCAACUUCUGCAACAAUUGCCACCACCACAGCAACCCCUGUCAUUACAAGCGCCUCUUCAGCAUCUCAAUCAUCAACUGCUACAACAGUUGAAAGUACCACAGCUCAAAUAUCAACUUCUGCAACACUUGGCACCACCACAGCAACCCCUGUCAUUACAAGCGCCUCUUCAGCAUCUCAAUCAUCAACUGCUACAACAGUUGAAAGUACCACAGCUCAAAUAUCAACUUCUGCAACACUUGGCACCACCACAGCAACCCCUGUCAUUACAAGCGCCUCUUCAGCAUCUCAAACAUCAACUGCUACAACAAUUGGCACCACCACAGCAACCCCUGUCAUUACAAGCGCCUCUUCAGCAUCUCAAUCAUCAACUGCUACAACAGUUGAAAGUACCACAGCUCAAAUGUCAACUUCUGCAACACUUGGCACCACCACAGCAACCCCUGUCAUUACAAGCGCCUCUUCAGCAUCUCAAUCAUCAACUGCUACAACAGUUGAAAGUACCACAGCUCAAAUAUCAACUUCUGCAACAAUUGGUACCACUACAGCAACCCCUGUCAUUACAAGCGCCUCUUCAGCAUCUCAAACAUCAACUGCUACAACAGUUGAAAGUACCACAGCUCAAAUAUCAACUUCUGCAACACUUGGCACCACCACAGCAACCCCUGUCAUUACAAGCGCCUCUUCAGCAUCUCAAUCAUCAACUGCUACAACAGUUGAAAGUACCACAGCUCAAAUAUCAACUUCUGCAACACUUGGCACCACCACAGCAACCCCUGUCAUUACAAGCGCCUCUUCAGCAUCUCAAUCAUCAACUGCUACAACAGUUGAAAGUACCACAGCUCAAAUAUCAACUUCUGCAACAGUUGUAAGUACCACAGCGCCCACUGGUGAUACAAGCACUUCAACUCAGUCUUCAACAUCAACUGCUACAACAGUUGAAAGAACAACAGUGCCCACUAUUGGUUCAAGUACUUUACCAGCAUCAACUGUUACACCACUUGACACAAGCAGAGCUCCCCCUGUCACAAGCACUUCUUCGACUGCUACAAUUGUAAGUACAGUACCCACUGCUGAUACAAGCACUUCAGCUCAGUCUUCAACAUCAACUGCAACAACAGUUGAAAUUACCACAGCGCAUACAAGCACUUCUUUACCAACAUCAACAGCUACAACACAUGGCACCACCACAAUUCCUCAUACAAGCAAUUCUUUACCUCCUACAAUUCCUCAUACAAGCAAUUCUUUACCUCCUACAAUUACUCCUACAAGCACUUCUUUACCUCCUACAACACUUGGCAACACCACAGUGCCCCCUGUCAAUACAAGCACUUAUUCACCAACACCCACAAAGCCUCCUGACUCUGGGAUGAUUGUUGGCAUUACUCUGGGUUUGUUCUGUUUCAUCAUAAUCAUAAUUCUUAUUUUAUUCAUCUACAAAAGGAGGCGAACAAAACCCGUUGAAUAUCCUACAGAUAUUCCAAUCGAUAACAUUAGGUAUCUUUGUAACUUUGUCUUAAAAUAUAAAGAUUCAAAGUUGAAUAUUUGAUAACACUAACUUAAUUCAAUGUUCUCUUUCUCUUCCAGAGGCAAAAUUAGUACUGCUUUAAGAUUGGAAGAUUUUGAAGAGUAUUAUAGGAGGAAACAUGCAGACUCCAAC
Molecule: messenger RNA, 2829 nt
Organism: Triplophysa dalaica
Lineage: Eukaryota; Metazoa; Chordata; Actinopteri; Cypriniformes; Nemacheilidae
Product: mucin-2-like
Exons: 46
Coding region: 121-2718 (865 amino acids)
Source: RefSeq, a predicted model, not a curated record